CAUUUUCGAAGUCGUGAAAUUUCCAGCCUAGUUCACGAUUCCACGUCCGCCAUCUAACCCUCCAGCCAGCCCCGUAGUUGAUUCCGACACCCCCAAACCGACACAAUGGCCAAGCUCUCUCGCGGUGCCCCCGGUGGCAAGCUCAAGAUGACCCUCGGUCUUCCCGUUGGUGCCGUCAUGAACUGCGCCGACAACUCUGGUGCCCGUAACCUUUACAUCAUCUCCGUCAAGGGUAUCGGUGCCCGCCUCAACAGACUGCCCGCCGGUGGUGUCGGUGACAUGGUCAUGGCCACCGUCAAGAAGGGAAAGCCCGAACUCCGCAAGAAGGUCCACCCCGCCGUCAUCGUUCGCCAGUCCAAGCCCUGGAAGCGUUUCGACGGUGUCUUCCUGUACUUCGAGGACAACGCCGGUGUCAUCGUCAACCCCAAGGGUGAGAUGAAGGGCUCCGCCAUUACCGGCCCCGUCGGUAAGGAGGCUGCUGAGCUCUGGCCCCGUAUUGCCAGCAACUCUGGUGUCGUCAUGUAAAGGAGUUUUUUUUUUACACAAGUCAAGAAAUAAAAGGGCGAAAAGGACGACGUUAUGGCUACGGAUUAGGUCAACCGGUGCGAACCAUUGGGACAUACUUCAUCACCCCUCCUCCUCUCUUCUCCUUGACACCUCUCUCCCCCCACCCUGUCGUCAUGAAGUGAAAGAGAGCGAGGUCGAAUGGAUUCCAUCAUCACACACAAAACACCAUCUGAAAGAGGGUUGUGGGCCUGGUUUUUUUCUUUUUAGUUUCCUCGCUGGACUGGCAGGCUCUGCAUUUCGGCUGUGGCGUGUAAAGGGAAAGAAAUUCAUACCAGGCAUUUCGCAUACAGGAGAGAUACAAAAAUCCGAUUCUUUGCGCACGUUAC
Colletotrichum scovillei is the source of this 893-nucleotide messenger RNA. RefSeq names its product 60S ribosomal protein L23. Bases 106 to 525 code for a protein of 139 amino acids. Gene Ontology annotation, biological process: translation. Gene Ontology annotation, molecular function: large ribosomal subunit rRNA binding; structural constituent of ribosome. The transcript has 5 exons. The record is from RefSeq and is a predicted model, not a curated record. NCBI's taxonomy places the organism in Eukaryota, Fungi, Ascomycota, Sordariomycetes, Glomerellales, Glomerellaceae. Gene Ontology annotation, cellular component: ribosome; cytosolic large ribosomal subunit.